CAAACCACCAGCGACACCCGGCCAUUGCUGCUGGUACUCCCUAGCCACCCUUAGUGCUGCAUUUUGAGCCCUUGCGAGCGUGGUGUAUUCCAUCCCGGAGCGUUUGCAACUGGCCGACCUGCGAAGUGAAUAGAUAUCUUCGAGAGAACGAAAGAAGAGGGGAGGACGCAACAGCACACCAGCAGCCGUGAACACCUACGGGCAAGCAGGUUGCCACACGUGGGCUGCUCUCCUGCUUGAGGAGAACGAUUGGAAAUAAUGGAACGAGUCGAACAACGCGGGAGCCGCGGCAUGGGCCCCAACACUGACGGGGCUGAGCUUCCAGGAGCGGAGGCCUUGGUGCCUGAGAGCGAGGCAUCGAAGAACAAGAGAUGGAUUCAGUUCGUGACGGGCCUGCUCAUCCAGGUGGCGAUUGUUGGAUACGACCUCUAUUCGAUCAACGAAUGCGACUGGUCAACCUAUUCGAAGUAUCCAUCUACCGGCUACUACAGCCCAACCUCAACAUCAACGGUGAAGGGCUUUAAGAUCGCAGUGAUGGUCCUUUCUCUCGGGGAGGAAGUGCUGUCUUCCCUGAUCCUAUCAUGCAAGUACAAUUCGCCACUCGAUCUCAAGACUUUGCACAACCUCCCCACCGAAAUGAAGUCAUCGCGCACGGAAUUCUACUUAAUUGUGGGGAUGCCCUGCCUGUUUUAUGGGAUCAUUUCGAGUUUUGUGGCGCAAGUGUGCUUUUAUCUGUCGAAGUACCAUGGCUGCGAAGGACCGCGUAGUGAUUCCCUGAAUGGCUUUCUCUUCUUUUCAUUCAUCGUGUUCUUUGGUUUGGGGUUAGGAUUUUGCAAUAUGUUUUUCCUCGCGACCGUUUCCUACUGUUGCGGAUCGCUAUGCGGUUGCAUGGAGGAUUGCUGGGAUUCUUGUUGCGGCCGUAGAGGAAGCAGAGACGCGGCUAGGCAGGAAAAUGCGCGAUCGCUGGGGGAACACAUUGAGAGUUCGAAAGUUCAGUACAUCCGCGUAGCGACGAUGGUCGAGCUAUCGUGGCAGUUCAUGUAUUUACUGUGGGCCUUCCACGCGGGCACUGUCACUGGCGAAGUCGCCGUAACGCUAAGCGUCGUCACCGUCGUGGGUAUUUGUCUGGUCGCUGUGGGAUCUCAGGCGUUUGCGAAGGAAAGUGAACUGUGGAUACGAAGAAUGCACACGGCAGCAGGAGUGUAGGAGAAUUUGAAUGUAGACGCAUCUAUCUGCCAACAACGCUGUUGAAAGUUUCGGGGUUCGGGUGGGGGCUCCGUGCUACAUGUACUAUUCCUACAUGUACCCCACAAAUGAAUCACGGAAUUCGACGGUUUCAAUAAACACCAGUUUUGUUCUUGUCUACAGCUCAACAAACCGACCAACUUAUCUGCCAACAAUGCUGUUGCAUAUUUCGGCGUUCGGGUGGUGAGGAGGAAUGGUACCGUUUAAGUUCGCGAAACUCCGAAGGUAGUGGAAGCUGUGGACUUCACUGUCUUGGAAUUUCCAGGCAUGGGCACCGGAUUAUGCGUACAGUACAUACAUGCAUUUUCGGCGUCUGUCCACGAUGAUUGCUGGUGGAAAAGUGUGCUUACUGCGUAGAUUUGCCCGUGUACACUUCGAAGUACACGCAGGAAGAUACAGACGCUCAGGUAGAGAGGGGUGGUGCUUUGAUUGUGAGCCAGAGGGAAAGGCGCAAGCGGCAUGUGUCCAGCUACAUUUUUGAAACAGCUUGAGAGUACCUAGCCGGGAAGAGGAUAAGGUAGGGAAGUGAAGACUGCCACCUCCCGCCUGGCAGGUGGCAUGUUGGAUUGGUUCGGUGGAUGGACAGUUUGAACUGAGCUUUAUUAAUCUGCACGGAUGGUUCAAAGCGCUCAAACACGAGUGGUUUCCUUUUCCGGUC
This is a messenger RNA of Ectocarpus sp. CCAP 1310/34, 1903 nucleotides long. Lineage: Eukaryota; Phaeophyceae; Ectocarpales; Ectocarpaceae. The record is from the annotation of a GenBank genome assembly.